AUGACUCGAAUCGCACUCCCGAGGCUACAGAGAUCCUUGCGACCGUCAUUGCGUUCUGUGUGUAAACAUGGCACAUAUGGAAAUGUCGCUCCUUUCUCUAGCUCCUCGCCUGUGCGGUCGGGGUAUGCCGAUACCAUCAAUAACCUGAAGAUUGGCAAGCACACUCGUGUCAUUUACCAGGGCUUCACUGGGCGCCAAGCUACAAUGAACGCCCAGGAGUCCAUAGAAUACGGUACCAACGUGGUGGGUGGCAUCAAACCGGGUGUCGAAGGUGAACAUCUCGGCUUACCCGUUCUACCAAACGUUCGUGCCGCGGUGGAGAAGCUCAAGCCAGACGCCAGCGCCAUCUAUGUACCUGGAAAUGGCACGGUUGCCGCCAUGGAGGAAGCAAUUGAGAACGAAAUUCCUCUCAUUAUUGCCGUGGCGGAGCACAUUCCCAUUCAUGAUAUCCUACGCAUCCACCAGAUGCUGCGGACCCAGUCCAAGACUCGACUUGUGGGAGCAAAUUGUCCUGGAAUCAUCAACACCUGGGGUCGCUGUCGGUUAGGGUUCCAACCAUUACCAUUCUUCCAGGAAGGGAAGGUGGGGAUCGUGGCCAAGUCCGGCACAUUGAGCUACGAGGCUGUUGCAUCGACUACCCGGGCCGGCUUGGGUCAGACGUAUGGCAUCAGCAUGGGCGGAGAUGUCCUGGCCGGUACCAACUUCGUGGAAGGUUUUCAAAUAUUGGCAGAAGACGAAAAGACCGAGGGCAUCAUCAUGAUUGGCGAAAUCGGAGGCAGUGCAGAGAUCAAGGCAGCUGAAUGGAUCAAAGAAUACAAUCGCAAGACUGCCAAUCCUAAGCCUUUCAUGGCAGUCAUCGGUGGCAUCCAAGCCCCUGCGGGUCGAAUCAUGGGCCAUGCUGGAGCAUGGGCUGCCCCUGGAGAGGCGGGUGCCUCCAAAAAGAUUCAAAUCCUUGAGGACGCCGGGGUUACGGUGGUGGAUCACCCUGAGAAGCUAGGAGAGGGAAUGAAGAAGCUGCUCGCGAAUCGGUCCAAGACUACGAAUGGCCAAUCGACCGUCACCAGUCUCGGUGGUGGGACAUCACAGCAGAGAAGAGGUUACCACACAUUUCGGCAACGGCCAAGGUCGUCGCCAGCCACGACGCAGUUGCAGUUGCGAGGUCAAAAAAGACGGACGCUGUACAUCAAACAAUCACAAGCAUUUGACAUGUUGAAGGAGAGAGGAAUUCCUACCGUGGACGAGGCGACCGUCAAAGAAGAGAAGUUCAUCUCGAUAUCGAUCGACCGUGAGGCACGGCAACCAUGCGUUAUCGCCUCGCCAUCAACGGACCCCGAGUUUGCGUUUCAGCAAUCGCGGAAAUUCCCGUUCGCAUACGGGUCAAAGGAGGCAACCUCGGCCGACUUUCUCGAGAGUGUUGCAGAACAUCUGAAGAUCUCUGGCACAGCCAAGGACGGCUUGAAGCAACUGGUGACCCAACUCGUGGACAUUUUCAUGUCAAAGGAAGCAUUCGUUGUUCAGACCAAGAUUGCACUGGACUCCCAGGGUAGAUUACACGUGCAGGGCGCCAAGUUUGGAUUUGAUGAUGCAGCCUUUCGAAGCUCCGGACGGCAAGCCGAGGUCCAUGCUCUGAGGGACAUCAAGGCCGAGGUGCGAGAAGACGUGGAGGCGGAAAAGGAGGGCAUGAUCUACGUUAAACUGCAGGGAGAAGGCAGCAUUGGCACAAUUGUCAACGGAGCUGGUCUUGCCAUGAACACAGUGGACGCACUGGUGGCUCGUGGAGGAUCGCCGGCGAACUUUAUGGACACAGGUGGAAAGGCGACAUCGGAAACCAUCAAGGCAGGAUUCCGGAUUGUGUCGUCUGAUCCACGUGUCAAAGUCAUCUUCGUCAACAUCUUUGGUGGGUUGACACUAGGGGAUAUGAUUGCCAACGGGAUCUUGCUCGCCUUCAAAGAUCUGAACCUCAAGGUGCCCGUGGUGGUGAGAAUCCGAGGAACUCGUGAGGCUGAAGGACAGAAAUUAAUCCAAGAGAGCGGUCUGAAACUUGACGCAUUUGAUUCUUUCGAGGAAGCGGCCGCUCGAGCGAUUGCCUUGGCCAAAGGAGAAGAGACCAUGUGAAGGUUGACCAACUAGCGAGCAUUCUACACAUUCAAGGAUUUGGGGACAAGAUAGGCAUGGCUUGGGACGGAGUUGUGAAUUGGACAAAGGAAACUGCAUAAG
Molecule: messenger RNA, 2217 nt
Organism: Exophiala mesophila
Lineage: Eukaryota; Fungi; Ascomycota; Eurotiomycetes; Chaetothyriales; Herpotrichiellaceae
Exons: 2
Coding region: 1-2115 (704 amino acids)
Biological process (GO): tricarboxylic acid cycle
Cellular component (GO): mitochondrion; succinate-CoA ligase complex (ADP-forming)
Molecular function (GO): succinate-CoA ligase (ADP-forming) activity; succinate-CoA ligase (GDP-forming) activity
Source: RefSeq, a predicted model, not a curated record